This is a messenger RNA of Cucumis sativus (cucumber), 992 nucleotides long. RefSeq lists its product as uncharacterized. The record is from RefSeq and is a predicted model, not a curated record. Lineage: Eukaryota; Viridiplantae; Streptophyta; Magnoliopsida; Cucurbitales; Cucurbitaceae. The transcript has a single exon. The annotation marks the transcript as partial.
ACACAGGACGAAUGGGUGGUUUGCCGAGUAUUUCAAAAGAGUCCUGGGGCUAAAAAGUAUCCUCCGAACCAAUCAAGAGCAGUGAAUCCUUAUGUCAACCUUGAAAUUCCCUCUUCUCUUCUUCCACCACCCAUCAUGCAGCUCGGGGACCCUUCCGCCACUCAGUACGGCUAUGGAAGAAACUACAUAACCAGCACAGAGCUGGCUGAGCUUAACCGAGUUUUGAGAACUGGUGGCAGUGGUGGCAGCAAUGGAGGAUCGACCCAAGGUAUCAAUUUAUCAAUGCAGCCCCAGUUUAACUAUCCAAAUACAGGAGGUUGCUUUACAAUAUCUGGGUUGAACUUGAACCUUGGAGGAGGAAUAUCACAACCAGUUUUGCGACAAGUGCCGCCUCCACCAGUGGCAACAACAAUGACAAUUGGUCAGGAUAUUGCUUCAUCCAUGAUGGCAAGUACGAUCACUCCUGAGACUGCCUAUGGAGCGGAGAUCAACAACAAUGCCAGCGGACAUAGCAACAGAUUUAUGAACAUGGAUCAUUGCAUGGACCUAGAGAAUUACUGGCCUACCUGGUAAAAUGAAGCAGCUGAUCAUAGCCAAAUAUAUGCAUAGAGAUAGUUCUUACUUCUCCCUUUGUUGGACGUUUCACGAAACCACCUUUUUCUUUUUUUCUUUUGUUGAUGUGUGCCGUUUCAACUCCGAAAUUGGAGUCUACUUGUAUCAGUAAGCAGUCAAACAGCUCUUUUUUGAUUACUUAAUACCUAUAAUCUCAUAGAUUUGACCUUGAAAGUAACUGCUACGUACCGUGAUUUCAGCUGAAAGACACUUCAGCUGCAAAGUUUCAUUCAAGCUGCUGCUAACAUCACAGAGAAAGUAGAAUUGAGCAGUGAAGGGUAACAAGAGAUGGGAAUUUGAAAUAAUUUAUUUUUAACUUCGCGACUAUUUUACAACACAUCGAACAAAAACUUGGUACAGCUCCGGUAUCAGUCAAAAAA